Messenger RNA from Macrosteles quadrilineatus (aster leafhopper), 1372 nucleotides. RefSeq names its product fatty acid 2-hydroxylase-like. Gene Ontology annotation, cellular component: membrane; endoplasmic reticulum. The transcript has 8 exons. Gene Ontology annotation, molecular function: iron ion binding; fatty acid 2-hydroxylase activity. Bases 271 to 1215 code for a protein of 314 amino acids. NCBI's taxonomy places the organism in Eukaryota, Metazoa, Arthropoda, Insecta, Hemiptera, Cicadellidae. Gene Ontology annotation, biological process: fatty acid metabolic process; lipid biosynthetic process. The record is from RefSeq and is a predicted model, not a curated record.
UGAUAAGAGAGCAAGGAAUUUCGGCGUAGGAGGUAAAUUUAGUUUUCGUGUUGUGGUAGCAAGCAGCGGGCGGCAAGCCGGAGUUGGGUGCCGGCUGUCGUUCAGGACUCAAGAGGAUCGUCUACAACAACAAUAAUUUGGAUUAUCAAGAUGUAACAUCGAACUCAACAAUUAACCCACGUGGACCAUAUUUUUACAGGUGGAGUGUACGAGCGUGCGCGUGUGUAUGUGAUGACUAGUGCAGUGUCAGUGUAAGUGUAAGUGUAAGUGAUGAGAUAUGAGGGAGAGCUGCACGUCAAGUACCUGGGCCGUGAGUACGAUGUGUCGAGGUUCCGAAAGUUCCACCCAGGGGGCGCCAAUACACUGGCGUGGUUCCGUGGAGGCGACAUAACCAAACAGCUGAUACAGACGCACCACUCGGAGGCGGCGUACAGCCUGCUGGAGGACUACAAGGUGGACGAGACGCUGGAGAACAAAGAUGAGGAGCAGAUAGACUGGUCACAGUCCCUAGUCAAGCAGGUGGGAGGUCUGGGUGAGAGGUAUCACUCCUGGGUGGUGCGACCUGUGGACCGACGCGCCAGACUGUUCGAUGCUGAUUGGCUGGAGCAGCUGACCGUCGUGCAGUGGUACGUCAUACCGCUGGUGUGGAUCCCUGUCUUCUUCCUGCUGCUUUACGUGUCGCACUUACGACUAGUCAUCUAUGUGGACUCUCCAGUGAGAGAGAGUGUGUACCUGAGCGCUGCCGUGGUGGCAGGUUUCCUGAUAUGGCCAGUGAUAGAGUACGCGACACAUCGUUGGCUCUUUCAUCUCAAACCUCCGGACAACAUUCCUAUACUUAUAGCGAUACAUUUCUGUCUCCACGGUCUCCACCAUAAGGUGCCUUUCGAUGAGCGGAGGCUGCUGUUUCCCCCGGUGCCGGCCGCUGCACUGGCCUACCUUGUGUACCUUCUGUACAGCGCCAUCUUCCCACCCUGGGCAGCAACCUGCGUCGGUGCUGGCACCCUCGCAGGUUAUGUAAUGUACGACCUUAUCCACUACUACCUUCACUACGGGUCUCCCAAAGAAGGCACAUACCUGUACUUCAUGAAAAGAUAUCACAAUCAACAUCACUUCGUUCACCAUAAUCAUGGUUUUGGCAUCAGUAAUCACUGGUGGGACAAGGUUUUCAACACGGGAUUGUCUCUACGCAAGCUCAAGUACAACAUGAAAUGGUGACGGCUUGUGUGUCAGAUACUCGUCGUACGCUUGCUUUGUUCCAGUGCUGUCGAUUAUUUAUUGUAAUAUACAUCUACGCUAUUCACUGCCUUUGUUAUUAUGUUGUUUUCCUCUUUGUUUCCCCUCAAAGAGCAAAUAUAUUGUAUAUUGUAAUGUA